Puccinia graminis f. sp. tritici CRL 75-36-700-3 is the source of this 1341-nucleotide messenger RNA. RefSeq lists its product as uncharacterized. Lineage: Eukaryota; Fungi; Basidiomycota; Pucciniomycetes; Pucciniales; Pucciniaceae. Bases 1 to 1341 code for a protein of 446 amino acids. The transcript is spliced from 4 exons. The record is from RefSeq and is a predicted model, not a curated record.
AUGAAGUCACUCGUUGUCCUGCUCUUCUGGUGUGUCUACUUUUCUGAUUCUGAUGGUGCAAUCAUCCCGAAUGGUGUGAGUCCCCAUGUCAACAACUUGCUACCAAGAAGCAAAGGUGCUGGUCGUUUUAACAAGUUAGUAGCGAGGCAAGACCAAACAGGAAAUUUUCAAACAUUCAAUGGAACCCUGGGAUCCCGAGCCCCCAAGGUGACAAAGCAGGGUGACACUUUUGUUGUAGAGUUUGGUCGAGCCGACGAGACCUUCAGACAGGCAAUAGAUGCUAUCAUAAGGUCUUGUGACCGACAAUCAAACCAAUGUGCAGAUUUCUUUAACAGAAACGGACAAUUCAAGAUAAAAGAUUGUACUCUGCAACUUGAGGCUUGCAAAAACCUUGCCAAUUCAGUACAAGGGGCAGCUCAAAAUAACAGCCAAAAUGCGGGAAACAGUGGGAAUUCACAGGAACAGAAUGGAGCAAACAAUCAAACUGACCAGGUUGGACAAAAUAUAACAGAGCUAGGAAAUGGAACAAUCAGACCAAAUGGCCAAGAUAACCAGACCAUACAGAUUGAUCAGAAUACCCAGUUACAAAAUGGACAAGCUGGACAAAAUGUUCAAGAUGUCCCAAAUAUUCAAAAUGAUCAAGGUCAAAAUGGGCAGCCUGCACCAACUGGGACAACUGAGUCAACUGAACCAACUGGAUUAACUGGACCAACUGGAUCAACUGGACCUGUAUCAACUGGACCACCUGAAUCAACUGGACAAACUGGAACAACUGGAACACCUGGAUUAACUGAAGCACCUGAAUCAACUAGAGCACCUGAAUUAACUGGAACACCUGGAUUAACUGGACAAACUGGAUUAACUGGACAAACCGGAUUAAAUGGAACAACUGAUUUGAGUGGAACAACUGAAUUCACUGGAACAACUGAAUCAACUGGAAAAGAUGGAUCAAAUGUACCAACUGGAUCAAAUUUGGGAACUGGAUUAACUGGAACAACCACACCAACUUCAUUAACUGGAACAGAUAGAUUAACUCAACCAACUGGAUUAAAUGAAACAACUGGAUUGAAUGGAGGGACUGGAUUUCCUGGAACAACUGGACCAACUGAAUUGACUGGAACAACUGGACCAACUGAAUUGACUGGAACAGAUGGAUUGAAUCAACCAACUGGAUUGAAUUCAGGAACUGGAACAGGUGAAUUGGCUGGAGCAACUGGAUUAGACGGGAAAACUGGAUCAGAUGGAACAACUAGAUUAGAUGGAACAACUGGGUUGGAUGGAACAACUGGCUUUGAUGGGACAACUGGACUAAAUAGAACAACUGGGGAACAAAUAGAUUGA